Eruca vesicaria subsp. sativa (arugula) is the source of this 3797-nucleotide messenger RNA. The record is from the annotation of a GenBank genome assembly. Lineage: Eukaryota; Viridiplantae; Streptophyta; Magnoliopsida; Brassicales; Brassicaceae.
AUGGCAUUUACACCUUCUUAUGGUUCCCAAAAGGCCGCUUUUGGACGCACUCUGCUCCUAUUACAAUGUAUAUCUAUACUAGUGUUCACUACCAUCUCAACACCACCUGAUGAUCCUGUCAAGUGUGCGUCUGGAAACUCGGACUGUACAGUCACAAACUCAUAUGGAGCCUUUCCUGAUAGAUCCACGUGUCGAGCCGCAGAUGUGGCAUAUCCAACCACUGAAGCCGAGCUCAUCUCUAUCGUGGCUGCAGCCACUAAAGCCGGACGAAAAAUGCGUGUAACCACACGAUAUUCCCAUAGCAUCACAAAGCUCGUGUGUACUGAUGGAACCGACGGUUUGUUCAUAAGCACAAAGUUUCUAAACAACACGGUGCGAGCCGAUGCAGUGGCCAUGACCCUGACGGUUGAGAGCGGCGUGACGCUUAGGCAGUUAAUAGCUGAAGCAGCUAAGGUUGGAUUGGCGUUGCCGUAUGCACCAUAUUGGUGGGGACUGACCGUGGGUGGUAUGAUGGGAACCGGUGCUCACGGGAGCUCAUUGUGGGGUAAAGGAAGUGCGGUCCAUGAUCAUGUGACCGAGAUCAGGAUGGUUAGUCCUGGCUCAGCCAAUGAUGGGUUUGCAAAGGUUAGAGUUUUAAGCGAGACUACGACUCCUAACGAGUUUAAAGCCGCUAAGGUUUCUCUUGGCGUUCUUGGUGUUAUCUCUCAGGUGACUUUUACAUUGCAACCGAUGUUCAAAAGAUCGUUAAGGUAUGUUAUGAAAAACGAUUCUGAUUUUGGGGAUCAAGCUGUGACAUUUGGAAAGAAACAUGAGUUUGCGGAUUUCAUAUGGUUACCAAGCCAAGGCAAAGUGGUGUAUCGAAUGGACGACCGUGUACCUGUCAACACAUCCGGCAAUGGUUUGUUUGAUCUUUUGCCGUUCCGCUCGCAGCUCUCUGCGGCAUUAGCCAUCAUAAGAUCAUCAGAGGAGACGCAAGAGAGGUUCAGAGAUGCGAAUGGAAAGUGUGUAGGAGCCACACUUAUUUCAUCUACACUGUUUGCUAGUUCAUAUGGUUUGACAAACAAUGGCAUUAUAUUCACCGGUUAUCCCGUCAUUGGAAGCCAAAACCGUAUGAUGUCGUCAGGAUCAUGCUUAGACAGUCUUCAAGAUGGGCUGAUCACGGCGUGUCCUUGGGAUUCACGUAUAAAAAGCGAAUUCUUUCACCAAACAACUUUCAGUGUUCCACUAACGCAAGUCAAAAGUUUCAUCAACGACAUCAAGUCUCUUGUUAAGAUCGAACGUAAAUCUCUAUGCGGACUUGAGCUAUAUUACGGUAUUCUAAUGCGCUACGUCACAUCUUCUCCAGCUUAUCUUGGGAAAGAAAAAGAAGCUUUAGAUUUUGACCUAACUUAUUAUCGAGCCAAAGACCCAUUAACACCACGACUUUACGAAGAUUUCAUCGAAGAAAUCGAGCAAAUUGCCUUGUUCAAGUAUAACGCAUUGCCGCAUUGGGGUAAGAACAGAAACUUAGCGUUUGAUGGAGUGAUUAAAAAGUAUAAGAACGCCCCGGCAUUCUUGAAAGUUAAGGAGCGUUAUGAUCCGACCGGUUUAUUCUCUACCGAAUGGACUGAUCAGAUCUUAGGGAUCAAAGGAAAUGCGACGAUAGUAACAAAUGGAUGUGCAUUGGAGGGUUUGUGUAAAUGUUCGGAGGAUGCUCACUGUGCUCCGACCAAAGGAUAUUUGUGUCGACCGGGAAAAGUUUACAAAGAAGCUAGAGUUUGUACACGUGUCAGUGAGAUAAGUGUGAUUCGAUCAGUAACAAAGAAGCCAUUUGCAAUAAAGUUGGUGAGAGUCAACAAAACUCAAUCAAAGACUAUGGUGUUUGAUUAUUCUCCUUCGAAUGGUUCCCAAAACGGUGUGUUCUCGCACACCCUCCUCGGGUUGCUUUGUAUAUUUACACUUGUUCUUACGGCUGUCUCAACACCACCUGAUGAUCCUGUCAAGUGUGUGUCGGGAAAUACAAAUUGCACAGUCACAAACUCAUAUGGAGCAUUCCCUGACCGUUCCACGUGUCGAGCUGCCAGCGUGGCGUACCCAACGACCGAAGAUGAACUCGUCGCUAUCGUGGCUGCCGCAACUAAAACCGGACGUAAAAUGCGUGUCACAACUCGUUAUUCGCAUAGCAUAACUAAGCUCGUGUGUACCGACGGGACCAAUGGUUUGUUCAUAAGCACAAAGUUUCUAAACCACACGGUCCGGUCAGAUGCAAAGGCCAUGACCCUGACGGUUGAGAGCGGCGUGACGCUUAGGCAGUUAAUCGCUGAAGCAGCUAAGGUUGGAUUGGCGUUGCCUUAUGCACCAUAUUGGUGGGGACUGACCGUGGGUGGUAUGAUGGGAACCGGUGCUCACGGGAGCUCAUUGUGGGGUAAAGGAAGUGCUGUCCAUGACUAUGUGACCGAGAUCAGGAUGGUUAGUCCUGGCACGGUCAAUGAUGGGUUUGCAAAGGUUAGAGUUUUAAGCGAGACUACGACUCCUAACGAGUUUAACGCAGCCAAGGUUUCUCUUGGCGUUCUUGGGGUUAUCUCUCAGGUGACUUUUAAAUUGCAACCGAUGUUCAAGAGAUCUUUAACAUAUACAAUGAGAAAUGACUCGGAUUUUGGAGAACAAGCGGUGACUUUUGGAAAGAAACACGAGUUUGCCGAUUUCUUAUGGUUACCAAGCCAAGGCAAAGUGGUGUAUCGGAGGGAUGACCGAGUUGCGGUCAACACGUCGGGCAACGGUUUGUUUGAUUUCUUACCAUUCCGUUCGCAACUCUCUGCGGCUAUAGCCAUCAUAAGAUCAUCAGAGGAGACGCAAGAGAAGUUCAGAGAUGCGAAUGGAAAAUGUGUAGGAGCCACGCUACUUUCAUCUACACUGUUUGGUACCUCAUACGGUUUGACCAACAAUGGUAUUAUAUUCACUGGCUAUCCGGUCAUUGGAAGCCAAAACCGUAUGAUGUCGUCAGGAUCAUGUCUAGAUAGCCUUCGAGAUGGAUUAAUCACGGCGUGUGCGUGGGAUUCGCGUAUAAAGGGCGAAUUUUUUCAUCAAACAACUUUUAGUGUUUCUCUCACGCAUGUCAAAAGUUUUAUUAAUGACAUCAAAUCUCUUGUCAAAAUUGAACCGAAGUCUCUAUGCGGCCUUGAGCUCCACUAUGGUAUUUUGAUGCGUUAUGUCACAUCCUCUCCGGCUUACCUUGGGAAAGAGACGGAAGCCCUAGACUUUGACAUAACAUAUUACCGAGCCGACGACCCAUUAACACCGCGACUCUACGAAGAUUUCAUCGAGGAAAUCGAGCAAAUUGCAUUGUUCAAAUAUAACGCAUUGCCACAUUGGGGUAAAAACAGAAAUUUGGCGUUUGAUGGAGUGAUUAAAAAGUAUAAGAAUGUGCCAGCAUUCUUGAACGUAAAAGAGAGCUAUGAUCCAACCGGUCUAUUCUCGACCGAAUGGACCGAUCAGAUCCUAGGUAUCAAAGGAAACGCGACGAUAGUAAAAAACGGAUGUGCAUUGGAGGGUUUGUGUAUAUGUUCGGAGGAUGCUCAUUGUGCUCCGGCCAAAGGCUAUUUGUGUCGACCGGGAAAAGUUUAUAAGGAGGCUAGGGUAUGUACACGUGUCAGUGGCACAGGUGUGGCUUUGUCAGUAAGUUUUUAAAUAUUAGUCUUCGUUACUUCUUAUAUCAAAUUAAGCCAUCGUGUGGGUCAAUAUGUAUUAUGAUAAGUUAUAUUGCUUAUGUUGUUGUAAUAAUAUUAUUAAUAAAAAUUGGCUGAGUUGGCUUAUAUGAA